Effrenium voratum is the source of this 573-nucleotide messenger RNA. Lineage: Eukaryota; Dinophyceae; Suessiales; Symbiodiniaceae. The record is from the annotation of a GenBank genome assembly.
AUGAAGGGCAGUGGGGCAUUCGGUGCAACUCGCCUGCCAACAACACAGGCCAGCUGGCCCAUGGGCGCAUCUGUGUCCGGCCCUGGCCCCGCUGGCUCCGGUUGGGGCAAUAGCAUCUUGUUGCAUCCCACGCCCACUCAGGAUUCAUCCCUUGGGAUGGGCAUGCGACCUUCCACCAGUAGCAGCAAUCCCUGCUGGGUGACCAUUUUUGGCUUUCCUGGUAGAGCAGCUGCAGCGGUGCGGCAACAAGUGGAGGCCAUUUGUGGGCCCAUUGUGGAGGUGUGCCACGGUGACGGGAACUUCAUGCAUGUUUGCUUUGCCAGCUGCCAGGCUGCGACAGCAUGCCUGGCGCUCAAUGGCCAGCUGUUGCUGGGAAAGAUCAUGAUUGGUUGCAUUCCCUGCACCCAUGCCGCACUUCUCGCAGCAACUGGGGACUGCUUAGAGCAGGAGUCCGUGCGGGCUGCCCCCGGCACUGCCUACGACCUUCGCCAGAUGUCGGCAGGGCCUGGCAGACCGGAGGUUCGUCGGAACGGGCUGCUGUGGCGAAUGCUGGAUCAAUUGUUUGACAUAUGA